AUGCCGAUAAAUACAGAAAAAUCUCCUCAUUAUGAAAUCGGAUACUUGUACCAAGUAAUUAGUAUUUAUAUUAGUGCGUUGUUGUUUUGUGCAGUGGAUAGCAGCACCCUUUCAAUGAUCAUGUUUGGAUGUGCGGAACUUGAGAUUAUUAUUGAUAAAAUACAAAAGAUUCGCGAUAUACCAAUCUCGAGAGUAAACAAAUCGGAUUGCAGAAAAAGACUUACAGAAAACAAUAAACUGUUUAUGGAAUGUGUUCGACACCAUCAAUGUGUAGUUAAAUUUAUCGAAUUAGUAGAAGACACGUACCACGCUAACAUUUUCUUCCAGCUAAGUGGAAGCGUGGGAAUUAUCUGCAUUAUUGGGUUAAGAAUUGUUAUGACUGAACCAAGUAGCGUACAAUUUUAUUCGAUGCUAAAUUAUAUGUUAACAAUUCUAUCACAGUUAUUCUUGUAUUGUUGGUGUGGCAACGAACUGACUUCUAUGAGUCAAAAUCUACGCGAAUUUCUAUAUUUGUGCCCAUGGUACGAGCAGAAUAUACCUCAUUUCCGUCGCUCGCUGAUUAUCGCUAUGGAGAGAAUGAAGAGGCCUAUCAUAUUCAAAGCCGGCCGUUACAUUCCUCUUUCAAGACCUACUUUCGUAUCCAUUUUGCGUUCGUCAUACUCUUAUUUCGCCGUUUUAAAUCAGACAAAGAAGUAAUUGUUACGAAGUAAUAAAUAAGGGAAGAAUUUCAAAUUAAUUUAAUAUCUACUAAAUUACAACAAUCAUGUUAGUAUUAUAAUAUGCGAUCCA
Pieris napi is the source of this 789-nucleotide messenger RNA. It is a transcript of the gene Or-41, whose product is annotated as odorant receptor 49b-like. Gene Ontology annotation, cellular component: plasma membrane. The record is from RefSeq and is a predicted model, not a curated record. Gene Ontology annotation, biological process: detection of chemical stimulus involved in sensory perception of smell; sensory perception of smell. Gene Ontology annotation, molecular function: olfactory receptor activity; odorant binding. Lineage: Eukaryota; Metazoa; Arthropoda; Insecta; Lepidoptera; Pieridae.